AAAUUAGUCGUCGAACGCUAAGCAACAUAUUCAUAAAAAGUUGUCUAGCCAUCGAACACAUAGAUGUUAGUCGUCGCGGUGGAGGAAAUUAUGAAAUAAUCGCUCUGCGGGUGUGCUAAAAAAGAAACAGCGCGACCAAUUCUUCAGAUAUCCCAAGACUAUAUAUAAAAUAGAUCAACCAUGGCGACUGAAACUACAAAAAUGAUCUACACACCACCUCCGCUGGACAUCAAAAUGGAAGUUGAAAUUGGUGAGCCACCCCAACCACCUGUGAAGAUGUCCAACUUCUUCGCCAAUCAUUGGAAGGGUUUGGUGGUAUUUCUGGUCCCUCUGCUUUGCCUGCCUGUAAUGCUUCUGAACGAGGGCGCCGAAUUUCGUUGCAUGUACCUGCUCUUGGUCAUGGCCGUGUUUUGGGUGACAGAAGCCUUGCCGCUAUAUGUGACCUCAAUGAUUCCCAUUGUGGCGUUCCCCAUAAUGGGUAUAAUGAGCUCCGAUCAGACCUGCCGUUUGUAUUUCAAAGAUACGCUCGUGAUGUUUAUGGGCGGCAUUAUGGUUGCUUUGGCAGUGGAAUACAGUAAUCUGCACAAUCGUCUCGCUUUGAGAGUAAUCCAGAUCGUGGGCUGCAGUCCCCGAAGAUUACACUUUGGCCUGAUUAUGGUUACAAUGUUCUUGAGUAUGUGGAUCUCGAAUGCCGCCUGCACGGCCAUGAUGUGCCCAAUUAUCCAGGCUGUGCUGGGGGAGCUUCAGGCACAGGGCGUCUGCAAGAUCCACCAUGAACCUCAAUACCAAAUCGUCGGUGGCAACAAGAAGAACAACGAAGAUGAGCCACCAUACCCCACCAAGAUCACUCUGUGUUAUUAUUUGGGAAUUGCCUAUGCUUCCUCAUUGGGCGGCUGUGGAACCAUUAUUGGAACUGCCACCAAUUUGACCUUCAAGGGCAUCUACGAUUCAAGUUUCCCCAAGUCCACCGAAAAGAUGGACUUCCCCACUUUCAUGUUCUACUCGGUGCCCUCGAUGCUGGUGUACACCUUCCUCACAUUCCUCUUCCUGCAAUGGCACUUCAUGGGUCUGUGGCGUCCCAAGAGCAAGGAGGCCCAGGAAGUCCAGAUGGCCAAGGAUGGCGCAGAUGUGGCUAAGAAAGUAAUCGAUCAGCGCUACAAGGAGCUGGGCCCCAUGUCCAUCCACGAGAUCCAAGUGAUGAUUCUAUUCAUCUUCAUGGUUGUGAUGUACUUCACCCGCAAGCCGGGCAUCUUUUUGGGCUGGGCCGACUGGCUGGACACCGUGGACAUUCGUAACUCUAUGCCCACCAUUUUCGUGGUGAUCAUGUGCUUCAUCCUGCCUGCCAACUAUGCUUUCCUGCGUUAUUGCUGCAAGCGCGGUAGUCCCGUGCCCACGGGCCCCACUCCCUCGCUGAUCACCUGGAAGUUCAUCCAGAGCAAAGUGCCAUGGGGUCUGGUGUUCCUGUUGGGCGGCGGAUUCGCUUUGGCCGAGGGCAGCAAGAAGAGCGGCAUGGCCAAGAUGAUUGGCGGUGCCCUGAUUGGAUUGAAGGUCCUGCCCAACGCAGUGCUCCUGCUGGUGGUUAUCCUGGUGGCUGUGUUCAUGACUGCUUUCAGCUCCAACGUGGCCAUUGCCAACAUCAUUAUUCCCGUGCUGGCUGAGAUGGCCCUGGCCAUUGAGAUUCAUCCACUGUACCUGAUCCUGCCCGCGGGUUUGGCUUGCAGCAUGGCCUUCCACCUGCCGGUAAGCACUCCACCCAAUGCUCUAGUGGCCGGCUAUGCCAACAUUCGGACCAAGGACAUGGCCAUUGCCGGAAUUGGCCCAACCAUCAUUACCAUCAUCGUUCUGUUUGUUUUCUGCCAAACCUGGGGCCUGGUCGUCUAUCCCAACCUCAACACUUUCCCCGAAUGGGCGCAAGUUUAUGCCGCGGCAGCGGGAAACAAGACGCACUAGUUAGUUAGUCUUUAGUGUGAUUUAACUCACAGACCACAGGCCACAGCGGUAAAAUCAUAUCAUUUUAGGGAAUUGUACAAGAAAAGUGCCUUUGCUGACAGCGAAAAGUGUGAAACAAUAUUUAACGAUACUUGCAUUUCUGAAUUGCGUAAUGUUUUGUAACGAAAACAUCAACUAUUGUUUAGCAAAACGUGUUGGAAAGAGUUCACAUAAUAUACUAUUGAUCAGGCCUUCAGCUCCUGGUUUGCAAACUCAGUUAAAUACAAAUAUUUGUUCAAAUUUAAAUACACAUUAAUGUUACUUAAUUGUUGCAUUUAGAAAAAAAAAAAAAAAAGAUUUCGAAAAUGUGGGGAAAAUUAAGUUCAAUGGCUUGCCGAUAUUUUUAAUAACUAGACUGAGAGAACGUACAUAUUUCAUACAUGUUUUGCAAUUUGUAAAAAUUUAAUAUUUACAAUUUACUCAAUAAUUGAUUGCGAACCGAAAUGAGCACACAAAUAGCCUUAGUAUAAGCUUAAAUGAUACUGUGUAAAUUUGCAAAUGAUUUAUGUUUUAUAUAGUUUGUAAAAAAUAUGAAAUAAAAAUAAAAAGCUCAAACGACA
Messenger RNA from Drosophila elegans, 2549 nucleotides. It is a transcript of the gene Indy, whose product is annotated as protein I'm not dead yet. Gene Ontology annotation, cellular component: membrane. Gene Ontology annotation, biological process: monoatomic anion transmembrane transport; citrate transport. Gene Ontology annotation, molecular function: succinate transmembrane transporter activity; citrate transmembrane transporter activity. The transcript is spliced from 9 exons. NCBI's taxonomy places the organism in Eukaryota, Metazoa, Arthropoda, Insecta, Diptera, Drosophilidae. The record is from RefSeq and is a predicted model, not a curated record. Bases 181 to 1950 code for a protein of 589 amino acids.